This is a messenger RNA of Stegodyphus dumicola, 7192 nucleotides long. RefSeq lists its product as uncharacterized. Gene Ontology annotation, cellular component: nucleoplasm. Lineage: Eukaryota; Metazoa; Arthropoda; Arachnida; Araneae; Eresidae. The record is from RefSeq and is a predicted model, not a curated record. Gene Ontology annotation, biological process: regulation of immune system process; negative regulation of transcription by RNA polymerase II; regulation of cytokine production. Gene Ontology annotation, molecular function: RNA polymerase II cis-regulatory region sequence-specific DNA binding; DNA-binding transcription activator activity, RNA polymerase II-specific; DNA-binding transcription repressor activity, RNA polymerase II-specific.
GUUAAGAUGGUUUGUGAAAUUUUGUAAUUAACAGUUUUCGAAAAUAUGCUUCUUAAUGAGUAAUUAAUGCUUUAUUUUUUCAUUUAUAGUGAUAUAUAAAAUUAAUAACGCAUUCUUGAAAAGAAUUUGAGCUCUGAAUUUCCUUUCCGAAUUUUUUAACAUGCUGUGUGGGUACAUCAUCAUAUGGCAUGGCUGACGCUGGAGGAUGUGGCGGAAAGAGCGGAGGCAUGUAAAAUUCAAAAGCUCGUUGCUCCAGUCUAGCAACUGGAACCCCUGAGUGAAUGGGUUAAGUCUAUUGCAAGAAGUUGUGGCUGGCAAAGAGAGAAGCUCGGAUGAGCAGGAUAGGAAUGCGAGAUUCCGAUGGCGAAGGGCAAUCCAGAGAUGGUAAUGCCAAUCAUCAUCAGACUCCUUUCGGAUUUGAGAAUUUUGAGGUGAUAGGACAACGGCGAAGGUCACGCAGAGGCCAGCUACAAAAACACGAAGAGGACGAAGAGAAACCUGAAGUUCCUAAAGCAUUCUCGUGUGUGCAGCCAGGGUGCCCUAGGACUUUUUCCUCAAGGUUUAAGCUAGUUAGGCAUAUACUCAUUCACUCAGGGGAGCGACGUUUCCAAUGUACGAGUUGUGGUCGUCGUUUCCACAGAAAAGAUCACUUGAAGAAUCAUUUACAAGUCCAUAACCCAAAUAAAAUAUUACAUUCUUGUGAAUUAUGUCAGAAAACAUAUUGUUCUUUGCUCUCAUAUCGAAAGCACUUAGCUCUUCAUGCAGCCGAAGCAGGCGAUUUAGUAUGCAAACUGUGUGGGAAAAUGUUAGAAGAUCGUGACGGAAUUAUGCAUCAUCUUAAAGUUCAUACUGGUUCAAGGACUCUGCGAGGUCCAAGUGAGAGAAGAUUUCCUUGCGAUCGCUGCGAUAGAUCUUUUUUUACAAAAAAGGAUGUGAAGCGUCAUCUUGUAGUUCACACUGGUAAGCGUGAUUUUGUUUGUCAGUUCUGCCCACAGCGGUUUGGCCGUAAAGAUCAUCUCGUCCGUCAUACGAAAAAGAGUCAUAUUGUAAACAAUAGCCCUCCUUCCAAUAAUGAACCAGUGCGUAAGUAUGAGCCACCUCAUCCGUUACCAUCUGUCGAAAAUCACAAAAGUGGUUCACUUAUCGUAUCAUCAUCUUCACUUCCUGAUAUAUCUGGACUUGUGAUAUCUUCUACCCCAGUUUCACCGAUGAUGGAUGGUUCAGCCAUGGAACCACCAGUAAAACCAGAUGCAUCAUAUAGUGUUCCCCCACCUUCUAAUUUAGUGCAGACCAAUUAUAAUUUAAAUUCUUUGCCUAAUGAAAAUGGUCAGAAUUUAGGAAGGUAUCCAGAGUCUUCUCUUUUACCAGUAUCUCAGUAUCUUCCAAUGUCUCCAUCAUAUCCAGGUGUGUCUCCCAUAAUGCCACAUCAUUAUCUUAAUAUGCCUACUACGGGUAAUAUAUUGUCAGAUCUUUUGCCUCCUAUGUCAAUGGCACCAUCUUUUCCUACUUCUUUGACACUUGAUGUCAAUAAUCCACCUUUGCCACAUUUCAAUCAAGCAUUUCAAUAAUUUCGUAGGCAGUGAUUUGAAUAUUAUUCAUUUGUUUAGUUCUAGGAAAAAUUUACACAUUUAAAUUGUUGUAGAUGUGAUCUCUGAAAAUUUUUCUGUGUAAAUUUUUACAUGUUUCAAGAUCUGAUAAAAUGGUGCUCAUUGUAAGUUUAUUUAUAUGUGAAUACAAUACAUAUCCUUAUUUAUAAUUUUAAUAUGUAGUACAUCUCAAGGAACUAAACCAAAGUUUAACUAGAUCUCUGUUAGUGAAAGACUUUUUAAGUCUGAUCAUAAAGGUUUAUUAUUAGUAAUUAACUUAAUUAUAUAUGAAUAAUUAAAUAGUAAGAUGUUUAAAAAUUUUCAUAGCUAUAUGUUCCCUUGUUAUGUUUGAUCAAAUUAUUGUCUGAAUGAAUUGUUCAUAUAUAUAGCUAAUUUUUAUUUCAUGAAGAACAAGGAAGAAUACCUAUAAACUGGAUUUUUAUUGUGGUUAUACAAAUUUGAUGUACUCAUAGCAGUUCUUUAAUAGUAUCAAAUAAUUUUAGUGCGAUUAUUACAAUUAUAUUAUAUAUAUAUAUAUAUAUAUAGUAUUUUAUUUACUUUUACAUGAAUUACUUUCUUCAACCAUGCCAACAUCUCCUCAGCAUUUAUUAGUAGAUACUACUGAUUAAUGUUGCUAAGUAAGACAGCAAGUUGAGUUUAUUGAAUUAAGUAAACAUUUACAUUAUUCUACAAAAUAUUCUUAUGUGUUGGAAAACAUGUAUUUAAAAGUGAAUAUAAUUUGCUAUGUGCUGAGUUAAUCAUACUUCACACUUCAUGAAUAAUUGCAGGGGGUGAGACCAUAAAUUAUUAAAGUAAUAUUUCAAACAAGUAUUGAAUUAUCACACUAAAGUUUGUUACUAAACCACCACUAAGAAAAAAGAACCAAAUCCAAAACCUGCCUUUUUUGGAGAAAAGCACUUUAAAGAUUUUUAAAUAGAUAUUUUUUAAAAAACAAAAAUUGAAGUAAUUACUGCAUAUAAUACUUUGACAUAUAUGUUAAAAAUUAACAGAUCACAGUCAUAUCAUACUCAAAAUUUUUAAAUUACAGAUGAAUAAAUGUUGGGACAUCAUAAUAGCAUGUUAAUUUUAAAGCUUCAUUUAGCGUACUAAUGCUAGACUUAAUAAAAUUCUCACAAAUAUUGUUUGAUUUGUGUUUUCAUUUUAAAUGAUGUAGAUUGCUAAAAAAUACUUACAAAUAUACAGACCAUUUUUCAGUUUUUGACACUUGUUUCCUUUCUUUAAACUAGUAAUUCAGUCAACUCUGUUCUUGUUGUCUUUCUUUAAAAUGCAUUGGAGGUAAUGUAUUUUGAAUAUAUCCAUUCAAAUCUUUAAUACCUUGCCUGUUAAACAUAUAUGCAUAUGAGUAAUGUUUUAUGUCUGUAAUUUUAACUUCCCUCCCCCCUUUUAUAUACAAAGAGUUUGUUCUGUUUAUUUUAAUUUUUAUUAUUAUGUGUCUUACAUCCUCAGGUACUAUAUUUUUGUUUGUGAUUGUUAUUUGAUUUUGCUACAAGCACUGCCAUAUAGUUAUUUAACUGCUGUGAUAAAUGCUGAAUUAGGAAAAGCAUUUCUGCUACAAAUAAGAGUCGUUUAAAAAUCUAAUAGAUUUUUUGCAUCUUAUAUUGUAGCUGUUACAGUAUUCAUAACUAGCUCAUUUUGGUACGAAUGUACAUUCUGAAAUAUUGUAAUUGUGUCAGAAUAUGAAGGAUCUUUGCCAUACUAAUUAAUGUAAUAUAGUACUCAAGAAAAACGUGAUAUGACUAGUGGCAGAUACACAGGUAUAUAGUAAGGGCAAUAAUAAUAUUCUUCAAAUUUAAUAAAUUUUCACCUGCAUAUGCAUUUAAGUAAAAUUUUUUUAAUUUAUGAAGUUAUAAACUGCAAUCUGAUAUUUAAGAAAUAUAAAUUGAGGAAUUAUUUUUAUAUAUAAAAAUCAAACUUUUUUAGCAUUAAACUAAUUUUGCAAAUUAAAAAAAAAAAAUUUAAUACUGUCACUUUAAAAAAAAAAAAAAAAAAAAAAAAAAAAAUUCAGCCUUCAUCAAUAUUCUAGGUUUGCUCUUGUGUAUCUACUUAAUACUUGUACCUGAUUAAUAAGAUUCAACUUUACAAAACUGAGAGAAUCUUCCUGUACCUGAUUAAAAAGGUUCUUAUAUAACUGAUCUUCCUUCAUAAUUUGGCAAGUUAAUGUAGAAGUUUGUUGUGUAAUAAUGCAUUUUAUACCAUAACUCGCUGUGUUCAACUUUUUAUUGUAUUUUGUAUGUGUAUUUUGUUCACUUAAUAUAGAAAUUAUUAAAUUAGCUGGAUAAAAAAAUACUUUAAUGCAUAUAUAAAUGAAAAGUGUGAUAAAUUAAUCCCUGUUGUGAUCCUUUUUAAUAUUAGAUAUAUAAUAAAAUAAAAAUUUUGCUGGCUGCUGGAAUAAACUGUCAAAUAGUGACCAAGGUAAGAGAUUGAGAAAGUUUUGUUGAAGAUACUUUAUGGUUCAAGUGAUUGUUUUCUGACAAUGAGUGAUGAGUUAAAAACCUGAAGUGGCCUUAAAUUCCUUAAUGAUGCCUUAAGGACUGUUUGAUGCUGUUAGAAAAGAUGAUUUGUUUUAGAUGUUGACUUGUAUAAGACAGAGUAAAAAGUGACUGAUGUCUUGUGUAGCAUAGAACUUUGAUAUGCAGCAGCUAGUAUAGCUUUGUAUCUUGUAUUAUGCACGGGGAACUUGAGUAUGAGAUAGACCGGCUAUGUAUUCUGUUGGUGGAGAUUGCCUAUAAUGAACUUUCCCAUGUGUUACUUGAAAUAAAUCUACUGUUAUUAAAAGGAAAGAUAAAGACUUAUUUUACACAAGAAUUGAAGAUCUUUAUUUUAAAUAGCCAGAUAUGGAGCUUUAAAAUAAAAAUUAAAUGUAUGUUGUGUUGCAAUUAGUUUUACUAGUCGGUCUGUCUCUGGUUUUUGUUUCUAUUGAUUUUUAGUAUUAUAUACAGGUAUGCUAUUCAUACAAUACCGGUUUAUAUAAUGUCUGUUGUGUUAUGUAUUUUAAUUUUGCAUAAAUAUAUAUUUUUGUAUAGUUAAUACAGCUGCACUUUGUGUCGGGACAAAAUUAAAACUACAACUGUGCCUUUCAGGUGUUAUACCCAGAUAUAUUGUGUAUUACAAGUGUGCAUUUAAGAAGUCGUUUCGUAAUGAGCACAUUUAGAAAUAUUUAAUUCCUUUACUCAUCCUUCUGCUUGUAAAUAUAUUAAUUUGUUAACAAAUACUAAGCAGCAUCUUUAUAUAAAUUAGGAGUUUCUGUUCCUCUAAAAUUAGAAAUGCUAAAAUGCCCAUUAGUAAUAUUCUUGUUUAAUUAGCGAGUUUGGCAUGUGUAUAUGAUUAUUUAUCAUUCAUUUAUUUAUAUUGUUUUUGUACUUUACUAUCUAUUGAUUUUUUUAAACAUUCACUUUGUAUUUUAAACCACGAUCUCUCUAUUAAACUUUGUAGGCUGGGCUUAAAAUGUUUUCUGCUGUUAAAAGAUUUUUUAUUUUUAAUUGUUACCACCUGAUGUCUUUUAUAUGCCUUUUUGAGCUGUAUUCUAUGCUUCUGUCCUUCCCAGUUGUGUUCGUUAUCCUCUAGAUCACAUGUCUUUCAUGCAGCUAAGUGAAAAUGGAAUUUCUUAUUUAAAUACAUCAGGAAAACAUUUUAUCAUUUCUUAUUUAUUUUGGUUUAUGAUGUUUUGUGUAUCUUGGAUACACAAAAACUAUAUCUUUUUGGUAGAACUUUUCUUUCUUCUCUCUUUCUCCGUUCUUCCUCCCCCCUGGAAAUGGGGAGAUAACUAACUUUUUUUAGAGAUUUACAUUCAAGUGUCCUAACAGUUUUACAAUCUAUUUCCUAUGUAUUUUUCAUCGUUGAUAAAUUAUUUAUUCCUUGUUCACUGAAUGGGACCAUGUAACUUCCUCACAUAUGUGUGAAACUUUGUACCUCUAGUAAAAUGGCUUUUUUUCCCUACAAGUAUUAUAGUUUGAUUUGUAUUUGUCUGCUUCUUUAUAUUAUUGUAGGAAAAAAUUUUGCUUCUACCUGUUCAUUUUAAUAUUUUAUUCCACAUUUGAAACAUUCCAGGCAGUUUCAUAAAAACUACAUAAAUAAGUAGUUUAUUUUUUAAAGUUUUGUGUCUCAGUACUUUUCUUAAUUGUCUCGUACGUAAUUUAUUACUAUAAAUUUGAUCUUAAUUUAAAAUUUCUGUUUUUUUUUUUAAUUAAAACGGGUCAAGGUUAUAUGUUUAAACAAAAGGACCUUUUUUUUAAUGUGGUGCAUGCUAUAUGGUACAGUUCCUUGAUUAGUUACUGUGCUCUGUUGAACUGUGAGCACCAGAUGGUUUUUGGUAUGUAUAAGAAUAAUUUUCUAUUUGUGUGUGUUUUAUUCCUUCCUAUUACUCAUUUGUAAUAUAUGAAAUGAAAAGUUUUGAUAACUUAAUAAUGUUAAUGUAAUUUUUUAGAACAAGAGUAUAUUAGAUUAACAUAAGUUAUUAAUGAAAAUUGAGUGAAAUAGAGAAGAUUAAAAAAUGUGUUUAAUUUCAUUGAAAUAGUUUUGAUUCCUAUUUAAUUUUUCCUUCCUGUGUAAGCAUAUUCACUACUUCACAUGCUAGCAAACAUUGAUGUUAUUUUUUUAGGGAGUGAGUCCCUGCUACUUCCUCCCUUUCCAUAAGUUACUUAUGAAAACAUUAUCAGUUUUUCCAGCUGACAAGAUGUUAUCUGUAUAGCAAUUUUAGGUAUGGGAACCUUAAUUUUUCAUGAACUGAAAAAAAUUAGCUGAUGAAGAAUCAAAAGAAUAGGGUGGAACUUGGAUCAAACUCGUUCACAGUUCUUCAGUACAUGAGGUUUGCUUUGACCAUGAAAUAUUAGGAGCAAACAAAUUAUUUUCUAUUUUGAAUAGUUAGCUUUUACUGGUGUGGAGAGGGGAUUAAUUAACUAGAUGGGGGUGUUAAUUGUUUCUGUGAAAUUAAAUUGAUUGUGGGCCCAUGUUUAUUUGUCUAAGAGAAAAUAUAUCAAGCCAGUGUUAAUGUUUCUUUCUUCUGUGAUUUUCUAUAGAGUAAAAUAUUCGAGUGCAGAGAAUUUAAAAGAUUGCAUGUCUUGAAUGAUUUACCAUAUGCUCAUGUUUUUGGUUUAAAAAAAAUGACUGAAAUAAGGUAUGCUUUCAGAUAACAGGUUUUGCUCAUGUGUAGUUUAUAUGUAGAUAUAUUAAUUUUUUUUUAUAUAAGGCACAUAAUGAAAAUACACAAAACUCAAAAAUUUUUUGUAGACCCAUAAAAAUCUGUGUGAGAAUUUAUUUUUAUGUGCAAGUAGUCAGGCAAGCCAAAAAAUAUCAGAUAAACAUUUAAACAUAACCAUAGAUUCAAAUUUCUGUUUGUCAAAAUGUUGUAUUCAAAAUAUUUUAUAUCUGACAAAGUAAAAUUUUAUACAACCCGCUAAAAACAUGACUUUUCAGAUGCAUAACAGUAAUUUGAAUCAUAUAAUGCUAAUAGUUUUAUCCGGGCAAUUUUUGAAUAUCAUGAACUAGAUUCUGUUGGGGCUAAUUUUGAAUAUUGUAAAGUAGAUGCUAUCGGGGCUAAUUUUGAAUAUUAUGAACUAGAUUCCCUCCCCCCCCCCAAAGAGAUAAGG